Molecule: messenger RNA, 4041 nt
Organism: Prorocentrum cordatum
Lineage: Eukaryota; Dinophyceae; Prorocentrales; Prorocentraceae
Source: the annotation of a GenBank genome assembly
CGGGCGCCCUUCGUCAAGCGCCGCAAGGAGGGGAAGCGCUUCUUCAAGGAGCGCGAGGGCGGCAAGAAGAAGCUCACCCACGAGGAGUACGACGACGACAAGCUGCUCAUGCCAGAGGACCUCUUUUACCCAAUGCAGCGGUACACGAAGCUUUUCGGCGACCCUCGUUCAAAGGAGAACAAGGACAAGGGGCACAAAGUGAGCGAGAAGUACGGCACCAUCGGCGUGGUUGUGCCCGGAGAUGACGGCAUAAUGCCUUUUAGGAUUCAGCGAUCGAGGGGUUCGAAGAUACGGAAGGAGGAGGAGCUCGCUAACGCGGACGAUCCCGAGUUCGACGAGGCCAACUUGGAGGAGCAAUUCCAGAGCCUUCGCGAUCAAAGGGAUGAAGACCACGCCUCGACUGCCACCGGCAUGUUGCACGCCGUCUUGCUCGGCUUCAAAGACGACAGCGUCGAGCCCAGCAAGAAGGCCGUGGCGGAGGCUCCCGUGCAGAGAAAGAAAAAGCAGCCGAAGAAGAAUCCUCAGGCUGGUGAUGGCGACGAUGCUGACGAGGAGGAGGCCCCAGUGCUGUCGCGCAGGUUGGCCAGAGAGGUCUCCGACCCAGACGCCCUUACCAGGGGGAAAGUGCCGAAGCCAGCGUCGGCGGCGAAGCCUUCGGCGGCGAGGGGCUCGGGCUCCAGGCCAUCGUCCGCGCCGUCCAGAGUCACCCCAGACAAGAAGAUCCAGGGGGCCGUCACUGGCGGGAACGUCCCCGAGCAGUCGGGGCCGCGCAGCGUUGGCAGGCCCGCGCUCUGCCCGAAGGCCUUGCUGCUGGAAGUGCGCAGUGACUUCAUCCAAGCCAGCUCGGUAUCCACUUAUUUCGGAGACCAGCAUCUCGUCAAGAUCCGCCAGUUGGGCAGGGCGUCAGCGAAGGCACAGGAGAAGGCCUUGGUAUCUGGCCAGUCCAAGGAAGAAGUUGCGGAGUGGGAGCUGACUGGGAAACUCUUGCAGGUCGUGUCCUCCGUCAUUAAGCUGUACAAGGCAUGGAGUGUCAAGAAGGACGGGGCCGGCGCCCGCCAGUUCAUCUCGUCGUGGAUGCAGUUGGACGCCUUCGUCAAGGCCGACCCCCCCGGUGGAAGCGACCUCUUCCCCCUGUUGGUGAAGCAGGCGCACGCCGACGUGCGCGUGCAGUACCACUUCGCUGACAAGGAUACCGUGGCCUUGCUAACUCAACAGUCCCUCGUCAACGAGCUCGGCGUGCCAGAAUCCCACGCCAUCAAGAAGCAGGAAGAGUACGUGUACUUGGGCUUCUUCGGGAUCUUGACCAACGGCCAGCUGGACGUGGAUGCUGCGGGUGACCUCGUGGGGGACGCGGCCACGAUGCUCACGUACGCAUCGCAGUCAAUGCCGAAGUCCUUCCAGCCAGCGAUCAUUCAGCAGGUCCUCUGCGCGCGGCCAUCGAACUUCACCCAGCUGGAGAAUGCGUACGCAUCUGGAACUAAGUGUGAUGCUCCGCGGAUCGCAGGCUUGCUGGGCUCUGCGAGGCUUCAUGGAGAACCACUGCUGAGGAAGGCGAAGGCCCGCAUGGACAAGCUUGAGGCCACUCAGAAAGUGACGCUCAGGGUGGAGAAGGCGGUGGAGGACAUCAAGGCACACACCUCCGCCAGCAAGGACCCUGCCGAGUGGUCGAAUAUUGCCAGUUGCCUGAAAGAGUUGAUCUCGCAUUUCUUUGGACUUACACAGGAUCUCCGCGCAGAUGCUGGCAAGCUCGACUUCCCGGGACAUGCGCUCACAUGUACCGUAACUCUGGUGGCCAACGUCGCCGGCAAGUGGGUCAACCAUUUGGCCGAUGCGGAGGAGGCCGACUGGGCGACCCCGUGGAAGCUUACCACCGACAACGAGAUCAAGACCUUGCGCAAGAUCGGGGAGAAGCUGAGCGCUCCGCAGCCCGUCUUCGAGACGCUGGACUUCCUGCAGUCGCGGUCGGCCAACGCGAAGUGGCUGGGUGACCUUCUCGCAGGGCGCGACGUGGAGCGCGACGCCUUGGCCGCGCUUCAGAAGAUCGCUGACAAGGAGAACUUCACGGGCUUGUUCAUGCGCGGGACGUCGUUCCCAGUGAGUUCGGACAAAGCCCGGGAGCUCGAGAAGAAGCUCGCGGUCAUCCAGAGUUCCAUCGCCAAGCUGUCCGCCAAGGCGAACACUUCCUUGAUCACAGGGUUGGGAGAUAAGGUGCGCUCGGUGAUCGCGAUGGAGACUGACGUUGAGGCCGUUCACGAGUUGAUCGAGCCCGUCCUGGAGGGCCUCGGCGAGUUGAUCGAGUCCCUCUCCGGCAGUGGUGCAGUUCAGUUGGUGGCCACUCGCGCUGACGGAGCUGGCCGAUUCAUCCGCACCAAGCACAUGAUUGCUAAGGUGCGCAGUGGUUCGUGGGAUUUCGGCGACGUCGCUCACGGGGAGAACGUAGCCAACCUGGCGAAGGAGGUGGUUGGGCUUGGACAUUGGCUUGAAAAUCAACCCACGCUCGCCUUCGGCGACGCCAUCGAAGGCUUCCACGGCUUCGACCUGGUGGCCAUCUGCAAGGGGGCGAGCGACAUGGGCGGGCAGAUUGCUCAGGCGGCCUGGCAACAAGGUUUAUCCGCCGCGCAGCUGCUCAUCGACGAUGUCAACAGAGUCUGCCCGAAAGAGUCUUUCGUGGAGAACAAGGCCAUGCUCAACCCGGAUGACCCUUCGAUCCGCCACCUCCUGAUGAAUAACCCUUUGACCAAAGAAAUCGCACCGCUCGUCAGUACCAUGAAAAAUGCCCGCGGCAUCCUGGCGAAGGUCCACAAAGCGCAUCCCGUCGGCUUCAAGGUCUCGGAGUUGGACGAGGCCCUCCGGGCAGCGUCCGUGAGAUGCCGUCGGUUCCUCGGCGUGAAGCACUGCUUGGAUAAGUUGUUUAAUGAUGUUCCUAAGAUGGGCAAAGAGAAGCUUCAGACCUUUUUCAAACGUACGAUGGGUGAGCUCAGGCACCAUGGGUACACGGUGCCUUUAUUCUUGGAGAAAACAAUGGCGAAGUUGAGCGACAUCGCUAAUGGAAGGAAGCCUGAAGAGAGCGACCGCGACGAGGACCCGAAGGAAGAGGACGUUGACAAGACGGACGGCUCCGGGGCGGCUCCAGAGCCGGGGAUCGCCGGCCAGGCGGAGGUUGGCGGCCACGAGGUAGAGCCCAGCGACCACGCGACGGACGGCGGCCAGGAGAGGAUCGGCGACCAGGCGAAGGUUGGCGGCCACGAGGUGGUGAACUCCAGCGAGCCGGCGACGAACGACGGCCAGGAGAAGAUCGACGACCAGGCGAAGGUUGACGGCCACAAGGUGAACUCCAGCGAGCAGGCGAAGGAAAGCGACCAGGCGCCGAAGGACGGCCACAAGGUGAAGUCCAGCGACCAGGCGACGGGCGAGGUGAACUCCAGCGACCACGCGACGAACGGCGGCCAGGUGGGGAUCGGCGACCAGGCGAAGGUUGACGGCCACAAGGUGAGCUCCAGCGACCACGCGACGAACGGCGGCCAGGAGGGGGUCGGCGACCAGGCGAAGGUUGACGGCCACAAGGUGAGCUCCAGCGACCACGCGACGAACGGCGGCCAGGAGGGGGUCGGCGACCAGGCGAAGGUUGACGGCCUCGAGGUGGUGAACUCCAGCGAGCCGGCGACGAAGGGCGGCCAGGAGAGGAUCGACGACCAGGCGAAGGUUGACGGCGACAAGGUGAACUCCAGCGAGCCGGCGACGAACGGCGGCCAGGAGGGGGUCGGCGGCCAGGCGCCGAAGGACGGCGACAAGGUGAACUCCAGCGAGCAGGCGACGAACGGCGGCCAGGUGGGGAUCGACGACCAGACGAAGGUUGACGGCCACAAGGUGAACUCCAGCGACGCGGCGACGAACGGCGGCCAGGUGGGGGACGACGGCCACAAGGUGAACUCCAGCGAGCCGGCGACGAACGGCGGCCAGGAGGGGAUCGGCGACAAGGCGCCGAAGGACGGCGACAAGGUGAACUCCAGCGGCCAGGCGAAGGGCGCCGAGAAGCGCCAG